This is a messenger RNA of Candidozyma auris, 531 nucleotides long. RefSeq lists its product as uncharacterized. Bases 1 to 531 code for a protein of 176 amino acids. The record is from RefSeq and is a predicted model, not a curated record. NCBI's taxonomy places the organism in Eukaryota, Fungi, Ascomycota, Pichiomycetes, Serinales, Metschnikowiaceae. Gene Ontology annotation, cellular component: Golgi apparatus. The transcript has 2 exons.
AUGUCCGGACUCACGAUUCCUUAUAUCCCUCUUUCCUCGUUCUCUGAGAGAUUCACCCUCGAGAGAAUCAGAAACGACGUGUCAUCUCUCCAAGGCACCGUUUCCAAACUCAAACCUCCCCAGGAGUUUUUUGACCACAGAAGACUUUCGAAACCUGCCAACUUCGGUGAGGUCCAGUCGAGAGUUGCCUACAAUUUGGGCUACUUCCAUGCCAACUACAUCUUGAUUGUUUCGAUAUUGAGCGUGUAUGCUCUUGUGACCAACUUACUAUUGCUUUUCGUGAUUGCACUUGUAGGAGGCGGUAUUUUUGGAAUUAGCAGAUUGAAUGGUCAGGAUUUGGUGUUGCCCGUUGGCCGUUUCACGACAUCGCAGUUGUACACUGCUUUAAUUGUGGUGGCUGUGCCAUUGGGUUUUUUGGCCAGUCCAAUCUCCACCAUGAUGUGGUUGAUUGGCUCCCUGGCAGUGUGUGUCUUGUCGCACGCUUCGUUCAUGGAGAAGCCUAUCGAGACAGUCUUUGAGGAAGAGGUUUAA